AUGUACAACCAGUCACCAAACGGCUAUUCAGGUGGAGGAGGAGGCGGUCCUGGCUACAUUGAAAAUCCUCAAUACAACGAACAAGGUGAACUAAUUGAAGAAGACGAAUUUGGACGUACAGAAGAAGAAUUUGAUGAAGAUAUGCAGCGUGAAUUAGCUGAUGAUGCACCAUGGAAAAGAAUUCAACAAAAUACAUUUACACGUUGGGCUAAUGAACAUUUAAAAUUAGUUAAUCGUCAUUGUGAUGAUUUACAAUCGGAAUUUAGUGAUGGGUUAAAUUUAAUCGCAUUAAUUGAAGUUUUAUCACAAAAACGUGUACCAAAAUAUAAUCGACGACCAAAUUUUCGUUCACAAAAACUUGAAAAUGUAUCUGUUAUACUUGAUUUUCUUGAAAAUACAGAACGUAUACGUCUUGUUAAUAUCGAUGCUACACAUAUUGUUGAUGGUAAAUUAAAAUUAAUUCUUGGUUUAAUAUGGACACUUAUUUUACAUUAUUCAAUAUCAUUACCAAUGUGGGAAUUCGAACAACCAGAUGCACCUGGUUUAGGACGUGAUGCAACACCUAAACAAAAACUUAUGAAUUGGAUACAAGAAAAAUUACCACCUGAAUUACCAAUUACAAAUUUUACAUCCGAUUGGAAUGAUGGUCGUGCUAUUGGUGCACUUGUUGAUGCAUGUGCACCAGGUCUUUAUCCGGAUUGGAAUAAACGUGAUCCAAGAAAUGCAUUAGAAAAUGCUAAAGAAGCUAUGGAUGCAGCUGAACGUUAUUUAGGUAUUCCACAAUUAAUUCAACCACAUGAAAUGGUUAAUCCAAAAGUUGAUGAACAAUCAAUGAUGACAUAUUUAUCACAAUAUCCAAGUGCUAAAUUAAAACCAGGUGCACCAAUUAAACCAAAAACAAAUUCAGCACGUGUACGAUGUUAUGGUAAAGGUAUUGAACCAAGUGGUAAUCAAGUUGAUGCACCAGCAAAAUUUCAUGUUGAAACAUUUGCUGCUGGUGAAGGUAAUGUUGAAGUUAUUGUUAUUAAUCCAAAAGGUCAACGAGAAAAAUGUGACAUUGAAUUUCGUAAUGAUAAAAAUCAAACAUAUGAUUGUACUUAUUAUCCAACAAUGGAAGGACAAUAUAAAGUUAUUGUUAAAUAUGGUGGACAAGAAGUGCCCAAAUCACCAUUUUCACCUUAUAUUGAAGGAAAAGCAGGUGAUGCUGGUCAAUGUCGUGCAUAUGGACCAGGUAUUGAACCAACAGGUGUUAUGGUUGACAAACCAACAUGGUUUGAAAUUGAUGCUACAAAUGCUGGUAAUGGUCUUGCUGAGGUUAUUGUUGUUAAUCCACGUGGUCGACAAGAUGCAGUGCCUGUAUCAGUUAAACAAACAGGUCCAGGAAAAUUUCGUUGUGAAUAUGUACCACGUGAACCUGGUCUUCAUUCAGUUAAUGUUUUCUUUGCUGGUCGACCGAUACCAAAUAGUCCAUAUGGUGUUAAUGUUGCAUCAUCAUCUGAUGCUAAGAAAUGUCGUGCUUUUGGACGAGGUAUUCAACCAAGAGGUGUUCGUACAGGUGAUGUAGCUGAUUUUCGUGUUAUUACUAAAGAUGCUGGUGAAGGUGCUAUGAAAGCAACAGUUACUGGACCAGAUGGCAAUGACCUUCCUUGUCGUGUAACAAAAGCUAAUAAUACAACUUACGAAUGUGGUUAUGUACCAAAUCAAGUUGGACCACAUACAGUUAAUAUAACAUAUGGUGGUCAACAUAUUCCACGAAGUCCAUUUCCCGUUGCAGUUGGACCAUAUAAAGAUUCACGUAUUCGUGCAUAUGGUCCAGGUCUUGAAGGUGGUGUUGUUGGUUAUCCAGCUGAUUUUGUUGUUGAAACAAAUGGAGAAACUGGUUCAUUAGGAGAUAUAAGUUUUUCAAUCGAAGGACCAUCACAAGCACGUAUUGAAUGUAAGGAUAAUGGUGAUGGUUCAGCUAAUGUACGUUAUUGGCCAACAGUACCUGGCGAAUAUGCAGUACACAUUCUUUGUAAUGAUGAAGAUAUACCAUUAUCACCAUAUAUGGCUUGGAUUGAAGCACCAGGAAAUUUUGAUCCAAAUAAAGUUAAAGCUUAUGGUCCAGGACUUGAACCAUCGGGACAAAUUAUUGGUAAACCAACUGAUUUUACAAUUGAUACAAAUAAUGCUGGUGAAGCACCAUUACGUGUUCAAGCUAUUGAUCAAGAAUAUCAACCAGUUGAUGUACAAGUUCGUAAUAAUGGUAAUGGAACAUAUGCAUGUCGUUAUACACCACGAAAUCCUUUACGUCAUUCGAUUUUAAUUGAUUAUGGUGGUGUUGCUAUACCAAAUAGUCCAUUUCGAGUUUGGCCAACAGAACCAUCGAAUCCAUCAAAAGUUCGUGUUUAUGGACCUGGUGUUGAACGUGGUGUUAAAAUGAAUAAUCCAACAUAUUUUAUUGUUGAUUGUAAAGAAGCUGGACCAGGCGAUAUAUCAAUUGCAUUAACUGAUCCAAAAAAUCAAGAUGUACCAUUUACUAUUGAUGAUAAUCAAGAUGGAACAUUUCGAAUUGCAUAUACAGCGAAAAUGCCAGGUGUACAUUGUAUAAGUGUUUUAUUUGGUGAUAGUGAAAUACCAACAUCACCAAUUAAAGUUAAUGUUGAACCAAGUGUUGAUAUUAGUAAAAUACGUGUUGAAGGUCUUGAUACAAUGCCUAUUGUUGGACAGCCUGCCCAGGUAACAUUAAAUACAUUAGCAGCUGGUCCAUUACCGCCAAAUGCGGUACAUGCAAAAAUUACUGGACCAACAGGCAAUACACAAGAAGCUGUUGUAGCACCUGCACCACAAGGAUAUCAUCUUCGUUUUAAUGUACCUGAACCAGGUCCAUAUGUUAUUGAACCUGAUGUAUGUACGUUACCAUUACGCCCUGUACAAGUAACAGCUAUUGAACCACUUGAUCCAAAUAAAGUACGUGCAUAUGGACCAGGUCUAUCACAGGGUACAGUUAAUAAACCAGCUGAUUUUAUUGUUGAUACACGUGGUGCUGGUAAUGGUCAAUUGGGUAUAACAGUUGAAGGACCAUCAGAAUCAAAAAUUGAUUAUCAAGAUAAUAAUGAUGGUAGUUGUCGUGUAACCUAUCAUCCAACAGUCGCUGGAAAUUACAAUAUUAAUAUAUUGUAUGAAGGAAAACAUAUACCAGGAUCACCAUUUCGUGCUGCUGUACGAGCUGAUCUUGACACACGAGGCAUUCGUUGUUAUGGACCUGGUCUUGAUCCCAAGGGAGUUUUUCUUGAAAGUCCAACGGAAUUUACUGUUGAUGCUAAAUCAGUUACUGGUAGUGGUGCAGGACGUGUUGAAAGUUUAUUAACAUCACCAAGUGGUCGAAUUGUACGAUGUCCUGUGAAAAAUAUGGCUGAUGGUACUUAUCAAGUUCAAUAUGCACCUUAUGAACCAGGCAUACAUCAAAUUGAAGUUACAUAUGAAAAUAUACCUGUACCGGGUAGUCCAUUUCGUGUUAAUGCUAUUCCAGGUUGUGAUCCAAUGCGUGUACGUGCAUAUGGACCUGGUCUUGAACAGGCAACAACAAAUGAACCAACAACAUUUACUAUUGAAACAAAAGGUGCUGGACAAGGUAGUCUUGGUUUAGCUAUUGAAGGACCAUCAGAAGCAAAAAUGGUUUGUAAAGAUAAUCAAGAUGGUACUUGUAUUAUGGAAUAUUUACCUACCAAAGCUGGUCUAUAUGAUAUUGCAAUUAAAUUUGCUGAACAACAUAUACCAGGUUCACCAUUUCGAGUUCCUGUACGUGAUCGACUUGAUGCUGGUCGUGUUAAUGUUAAAAUGAGUCCAGUUAUGCGUGCUAAUGUUUUACAAGAAAUUUUGAUCGAUGGUCAAGCAGCUGGACCUGGUACUCCAUUUGUUGAUAUUACGGAUGUACAUGAUCGUCAUAAACCAGCAAGUAUUCGACCAAGAGGUGACGGUGUUUACGUUGCAGAAUUUACACCACAAAUUGAAGGUCCACAUCGUAUCGAUAUUAAUUGGAGUGAUCAACCAGUACGUCACAGUCCAUUUAACGUUCAAGUACUUCCUCAUUUUGAACCACAUAAAGUUAUUGUUGACGGUCCUGGUAUUCAUAACGGUAUUCCAGCAUCACUUGAAACAUACUUUCGUAUUGAUACACGUGAAGCUGGUUUUGAACAUCCAGACGUUUUAAUUAAAAAUCCUGAAGGCCAAUUAGUUCAAUCAAAAAUUGUUGAUAACAAAGAUGGUACAUAUAAGGUUACAUAUAAACCAAAUGAUGUUGGUCGAUAUUUAAUUAAUGUUAAUUAUGGUGGUGUCCCAAUUAAUAAUUCACCAUAUAACGUGAAAGUGGAACCAAUCGGAGAUCCAACGAAAUGCCAUAUUUCUGGCACUGGUACUAAUCCUAAUCUUCAAGUCGGUGAAGAAUAUACAAUUACAGUUGAUACUCAUGAAGCUGGUCCAGGUGCUGUAACGUGUCGUAUACGUUCAACACUUGGCAAUGAUCUUGAUAUUGAUAUUGUCGAUAAUGAAGAUGGAACAUUUAAUUUAUUUUAUACCCCACAUAAUCCAGGAAAUUAUGUUAUUAAAAUUAAAUUUGGUGGACAAGAUAUCCCAGGUGGUGAUUUUGUUGUAACGGCUGGUGACGGUGAUAAAUAUUAUCGAGAUACACAAAUAACUGAAACUAUUACAUCACGACAUACACCAAGUCAAUAUCGACCUGUUGAUUUUCGUUUACCAGUUGGUGGUGGUCAAUUUGGUGACAUUAGUGCAUUAAUUCGAACACCAUCUGGUCGAAUUCAUACACCAAUUCUUGACGAUAAUCAAGAUGGAACUGUUUCAAUUAAAUAUCAACCAUCCGAAGUUGGUUUACAUGAACUUGACGUUUUCUAUCAAGGACAACCAAUAGCUGGUUCACCAUUUAAAUUUCAUGUUGAUCAAGUUCAAACAGGUUAUGUUACAGCAUAUGGACCUGGUCUUAGUCAUGGUGUUUGUAAUGAAGCAUGUAGUUUUCGUAUUGUUACAAAAGAUGCUGGUUCGGGUGGUCUUUCAGUUGCUGUUGAAGGUAGUUCAAAAGCUGAAAUUCAAUGUAAAGAUAAUAAAGAUGGUACAUGUGAUGUUACUUAUUGGCCGACUGCACCAGGUGAAUAUACAAUAACAGUUAAAUUUGCUGAUAAACAUAUUGUUGGUUCACCAUUUACGGCUAAAAUAACUGGUGGUGUACCACCAAUAGAUCAAUAUAAACGUUCACAGGUUUUGGUCGGUAAUCAAAAUGAAUUUAGUUUACGUGUAACGGAAAUGGAUAUACAUGAUUUACGUGCAACAAUACGUUCACCAAGUGGUUUUGAAGAACCAUGUAUAUUAAAAAAAUUAGCUAAUGGAAGUCUUGGUAUAUCAUUUAUACCACGUGAAAUAGGUGAUCAUUUAGUUAAUGUUUAUCGUGAUGGUCAACAUAUUAAAAAUAGUCCAUUUCGUAUUCAUGUUGGUUCAACUGAAAUUGGUGAUGCUAGUAAAGUUCGAGUUUAUGGACGUGGUUUACAAGAAGGUUAUGCACAUCAAACAAAUGAGUUUACUGUUGUUACACGUGAUGCUGGUUAUGGUGGCUUGUCGCUUUCAAUUGAAGGUCCAUCAAAAGCGGAUAUUGAAUGUCACGAUAAUGAAGAUGGUUCAUGUCUUGUUACGUAUAAACCAACUGAACCAGGCAUUUAUAUUAUCAAUGUCAAAUUUGCUGAUAAACAUGUACCAGGUAGUCCAUUUACGGUCAAUGUUGGUGGCCAAGGAUCUGGUCGACUUAAAGAAAGUAUUAUUCGAGAACGUCGUGCUGUUGAUAUAACACAUAUUGGUAGUCAAUGUGAAUUAUCACUAAAGAUUCCUGGUAUUGGUAAUAUUCCGCAAAGUACAAGUGGUGGUGAACAUCGUUCAUCUUAUCAAGCUUAUUCAAUGUCACAAGUUAAUAAUGAAAAACCAAUAGUUCAUCGUGAACAUGAAGAACAAUCUCAAACAUGGGGACAACCAUUAUCAUCAUCACCAACAUUUUAUCCAAGCAAUAUUGAUUCUGAUAGAAAUUAUUCAUAUGCUAAUCGUCUUAAUUCAAGUUCAUCAUCUGUAUUUGAUCGUAACAAUGCAUUAUUAAGUGAUAGUUUGGCAGCUAGACAAAAAUUGAAUGCAUCUUCUGCAUAUUCAAAAAUGAGCAGUACAAGUCGACAAGCACAAACUGGCGCACAACAUUUUCAUAAUGUACCCUAUUUUCAUGGGUUUAAAUUUCAAACACUUCCAGGCACUUCACCAUUUGAUAUGAGCGCUUAUGUUACAAGCCCAUCGGGACAUUUAGAAAGUUGCGAGAUUGUUGAUCUCGAUGAUUGCAAUUAUUCAAUUAAAUUUAUCCCGAAAGAAAUGGGUGUUCAUACAGUUAGUGUUAAACAUAAGGAUAUGCAUAUCCCAGGCAGUCCUUUUGAAUUUACUGUUGGUCCAAUACAAGGUGGCGGUGCUCAUAAAGUUCGUGCUAGUGGAAAUGGUCUUGCACGUGGAGAAGUUAAUAUAACUAAUGAAUUUAAUAUUUAUACACGUGAAGCAGGUGCCGGUGGUCUUGCUAUUGCAAUAGAAGGACCAGCUAAAGCUGAAAUAGACUUUUUUGAUCGUAAAGAUGGUUCAUGUGGUGUAUCAUAUAUAUGUCCUGAACCAGGUGAAUAUCAAGUAUCAAUUAAAUUUAAUGAUGAACAUAUACCUGAUUCACCAUUUAAUGUUUUAAUUGGUUCACCAUUUGGUGAUGUUAAAAGAUUAACAGUACAAAGUCUUCAAGGUAAAGGACAUGCAGUUAAUCAACCAUGUAUGUUUACUGUUAAUGUAAAUGGUGCACGUGGUCGUCUUGAUGCUCGUGUAACAGCACCAAGUGGUGCAGAAGAUACUUGUAUUGUACAAGAAAUGGGCGAUGAACAUUAUGCUAUUCGAUUUAUACCACGAGAAAAUGGUGUUCAUUGGGUACAUGUUCGUUUUAAUGGACGUGAUAUACCUGAUUCACCAUUUCGUGUUGUUGUUGGUCAUGCUAAUGCUGAUCCAGGAAGAGUAUUUGCAUCAGGUUCUGGUUUAUAUCAAGGAGAAACAGGUGCUUCAUGUGAAUUUUUAAUUGAUACAAUGAAUGCUGGUGCUGGUGCAUUAGCUGUUACUGUUGAUGGACCAUCAAAAGUUCAACUUGAUUGUAGAGAAGUUUCUGAAGGUUAUCGUGUAAGCUUUACACCAACAGCACCCGGCGAUUAUCUCAUUACGAUUAAAUUUGCCGGAAUUAAUAUUGCUGGCAGUCCAUUUAAGUGUUUGGUCGGAGGUAUGAAUUUAAAUGCUAGUCGUGGUGGGUUGGGUUCAAUGAGUACAUCAUCAUCAUAUGUUCAACGUUCACAGGGAAAUUUAGCAAGUCAUUCAAAAUAUGAUACAGUUGAACAAUCAUCAUCAUAUGCAAGUGGACGAAGUAACUAUGCAAGUAUAGAUGCAACUCGAGUACGAGCACAUGGAGAGGGUUUAUUACGUGCUUAUCGAAAUGAAAAAGCUAUAUUUACAGUAGAUACACGUGACGGUGGAAAUGGUAUGUUAAUGGUAGGUGUAUUCGGUCCGAAAUGUCCAUGUGAAGAAGUAUUUAUUAAACAUGUUGGAAAUAAUCAAUAUAAUGUCCAAUAUACUGUACGAGAAAGGGGUGAAUAUAUGUUGGUUGUUAAAUGGGGCGAUCAACAUAUUCCUGGUUCUCCUUGGCAUAUUGAAGUCGUUUAA
Rotaria sordida is the source of this 7752-nucleotide messenger RNA. The record is from the annotation of a GenBank genome assembly. NCBI's taxonomy places the organism in Eukaryota, Metazoa, Rotifera, Eurotatoria, Philodinida, Philodinidae.